Molecule: messenger RNA, 675 nt
Organism: Fomitopsis serialis
Lineage: Eukaryota; Fungi; Basidiomycota; Agaricomycetes; Polyporales; Fomitopsidaceae
Exons: 2
Coding region: 1-675 (224 amino acids)
Source: RefSeq, a predicted model, not a curated record
AUGGAAGAGGGGGAAGGGACCGGUAUGGGCACUGGUACAGUUUUCGAGACUCGGACUCAAGACUCGGAAAGCCAAGCUAUAUUACCUGCUCCAUCGCUGCCACCUUUCCAACAUCACCCGCCAACGCGCAACACGACGAGCUCAUUGCUUGUCGUGGGCACUGGCGUGCACCCUAUCACGACCAAGGUGUCCGCCAAUACCACCAAAGUGUGCUCGUCGAGUACGCCGAGCCCCCCGCUCGAUGUACACAACGAGACCAUCCCUCGUGAUGAUGCCACCAUCAACACAUCAAGCGGCAUGGUCGGUGUGCAGUCUAGCACGACCGACACACCCAUUCCUAUCGCGACGACAGGUCUGUCGAGUACGCAGAGCUCGUCACUCGAUGUACUCAGCGAGACUGAUGGCUUCAGCAACGCGUGCAGUGCGAACCCUCACGCUUCCCCCUCCAGCGAGACUCGAUCGUCGAGCACUGCGAGCCCCUCGCUCACGCACGUCGAGUGGCCUGUCGACGUCAACAUUGACUACCGCUGCUGCUCCAACCACACGCAAGCCAGUUUUGGUCGACCAGCGCGAGAGCAAAAGCUCAACGAUGUUCAGUACAUCCAACUCAACGGAUGUACUGGUCUCAUCUCGUUCGACAGCUCCGCCAACGGACCUGGCGACUCAUUCGACUAG